This is a messenger RNA of Brassicogethes aeneus, 945 nucleotides long. Lineage: Eukaryota; Metazoa; Arthropoda; Insecta; Coleoptera; Nitidulidae. The record is from the annotation of a GenBank genome assembly.
AUGGCGGUGACGGAAAACAAAAAUUUUCAGUUUGUGUGCAAGAAUUUGCUUUGUGGGGGAAUAGCCGGUAUGGUAUCGAAAACAACAGUUGCCCCUUUGGACAGGGUGAAAAUUCUACUGCAAGCCCAUAACCGACACCACGAAUCGCACGGGGUCUACUCGGGAAUAAAGCACAUAAUAAAAACGGAAUCACCAUGGGCCCUUUACAAAGGCAACGGAGCCCAGAUGGUGCGAAUUUUUCCCUACGCGGCCACCCAGUUCACCUCCUUCGAGAUGUACAAAAGAUAUCUAGACGGCGUUUUCGGCGCAGGGUCUCACAUCGACAAAUUUAUAGCGGGUGCCGCGGCCGGUUUGACAGCUGUCACUUUGACGUACCCCUUGGACACCAUCAGGGCCAGGCUGGCGUUUCAGAUAAGUGGGGAGCACGUUUACACGGGAAUCGCCCACGCGGCGGUCACGAUCUUCAAGGAAGAAGGCGGCGCGCGCGCCCUCUACCGCGGCUUCGUGCCCACCCUGAUGGGAAUGGUCCCUUACGCCGGCCUGUCCUUCUACUGCUUCGAGUACUUAAAGUGGGGCUGCAUGAAGUACGUACCGUCGCAAACGUGCAGACCUUGCAAAAAAAACACGGGCGGCCUGGUGCUGCUGCUGCCGGCGAAGCUGAUCUGCGGCGGCCUGGCCGGCGCAGCUGCGCAGUCCGUCAGCUACCCGCUCGACGUGACGCGCAGGCGCAUGCAGCUGGCCAUGCUGUCGCCGGCGACCGCGCACUACGCUAAAGGCACGUUCACGACCUUGCGGCACAUCUACAAGGAGCACGGAUUGGUCAGGGGACUGUACAGAGGCAUGUCGAUCAACUACAUGCGCGCCAUACCGAUGGUCGCGGUCAGUUUUAGCACUUACGAGCUGUGCAAGCAGAUACUUGACUUAGAUACAGGUUUGACUCUUUAG